CUAAUGGCCUUUAUUAAAGGAGUGACUACAAACAGAACUGCAGUUUUUGGACCAUAAGCAGAUCUUAUGAGAUGGAGUCAUUUUCUUCACUUGAACCAUGAGAUCUGCUGUUUGAAUGACAUUUGCAUUAAAAGAAUUUCCACCUGAACUCGUCUUUUUAAUUAGAAGAUGUUUUGUGGCAUUUAAGAAAUUUUCAAAUGAAUUUCUGCCAUUACAAUCUAUCUGCUGAUAGAUUCUUCUGGAACUAAAGAGAGUGAUGCAGCAGAGCUUUAUUCUGUCCGAACGACACCGUACGCUCUUCGUCUCUUCGAUCUGACGGAGCUGAAUCUCUUCCAUAACUCUGUCGUAUAGUUCUGUCCGCAUCUUGUGACCUGGAGCAAUUCCAGGUUAGAUUUAUUAUUAAUCCAACUGUGAACUUUGCUGGAAACUGGUGAGAAAGAAGAACUGAAUGUCGCUCACUGGACUCUCACUUGCUUGAAGCUGUAAUGCUUUUUAUGUCCCUCUGAUCUGACGCACAGUUCCGUUCAUUGGUGAUUCCUCUGUGAUCAUCCAGAGGUGCCUGGAGACUGCGUCGGUGGGCGGCCCAGGGACCCUGAGAGCAGGCAGAGAGAGUGACACCUGAAAGCCCCUCCCCUCCACCUCAGCCAAGCCCCCUAUUCCACCAAUACCACCAUCAACAUGGCCAGGGAACAGUUCAACAUGGGUGACCUGCUCCCUCUCUUGGAGACCUCUGAUCUUCAGCAUCUGGAGGAAAUCAAAGGUCUCAUCAACGAACACCUCAGUACAGAACGAGGGUCGAUGCUCCUAAAUGGCUUGGUGGAUUAUUUCCUAGAGACCAACUCGAGUCCAGCGCUGCAUAUUCUGUGUUCAGUGAGGGAGCCACAUGACAAGCACCUUUUCGAUAAGAUGAACGAGUGCAUGGCAAAGCCGGCAUGUCGUCUACCGACUCUCAACCUUCUGGGCCACGUGGUGCGCAAACAGCCGUCCUGGAUUCACAAGAUCGCCCGCUACCCUCUGCUGCUCUCGCUGCUCAAGUGUCUCAAGACGGACACAGACGUUGUGGUUCUUAUAACCGGAGUGCUGGUGCUUGUCACCCUGUUACCCAUGAUCCCUCAGGCAGGGAAGCAGCAUCUGUAUGAGUUUUUUGAUGUUUUUGGACGCCUGGCUGCCUGGAACCUGCGGAACCCAGGCCACGUUUCGGAGGUGUUCCUGAUCCACCUGCACGCCAGCGUCUACUCACUCUUCCACCGCCUGUAUGGCAUGUACCCCUGCAACUUCAUCUCAUACCUGCGCUCUCACUGCAGCAUGAAGGAGAACAUGGACACGUUCGAGGAGGUGGUUAAGCCGAUGCUGGAACACGUUCGUAUACACCCUGAAUUAGUGACUGGAACUAAGGACCAUGAGCUGGACCCAACUCGAUGGAAAAGGUUUGAGAUCCAUGAUAUUGUGAUUGAAUGUGCCAAAGUGUCUCUGGACCCUCGGGAGGCGUCCUGUGAAGAGGGCUAUGCCACCCAACCUGAGCACUUCUGUGCCAACCUGCACAUGCGUGCCCCUGAUUGCACUGCCAGUCCUUACACUGACCUGCACAGCAGUUAUGGAAGCUCAUCCUCCAAUCAUUUUUCCACCCCGCGGCAGUCUGGCCUUCCUCCUCUUUCUCUGUCCUCUCUCUCAGGGACACAUCUGGCUCAUCGCAGUCCCCCCAGCACCCACCGGCCGAGCUCUACAUGCGAAUUCAACUUCAUCCAUGGCAUUAAAGACACUCUCUGGAGCCCUUCUUCCCUCUGUGGGAUGGCCACUCCACCUUCUUCAAGAGGAAUGUCACCAAACCCUGAGCUUUCCCAGAGUGCCUUUCACUUAUCUGGUCGCUCCUACAGCACACCCGGAGGUGGUAAAGGCACUCCAGCGGCAUCGUCUCCUCCUCCCGGCGUUUCAGACGAUCUACCUUCUUCCUCUAUGACCCACAGUACACCUAACCUGCAGUGGAAGGAUGGUAGACUUAUAGACCUCACCAAACCUCCCCUCCUGAGACAGGAGCAAAUCAGAGAGCUUGAGAGGUCAGGAAGCGACGUCCAGAAUCACAGAGAUGGUGCGGCUAAGAACAUGUCCAUGACGCUGACCGAGUUAUCCGACUACAUGAAGGAGCAGGAUCAGCUGCGGCUGGGCAAAGAGAGGGAGGAGGCUGCCAUCACAGAGGAGCUGAUGAAGCUGACUGAGGAGAAGCGCGAAGCAUCAGGAGCACGUGGCUUUGACUCGCCCUUUUUCCGCACCACAGAGACUCUCACUGGUGCACAAGAGAAGCCCCCAACCGCUUUCACUCACCUCCGUGACCCCCACCAUGCCGUCUCUACACCCGAUAAGAUCGACAUGCGGAUCUGGUGCAAAGGCCCAGGUAGCCGUACUGCGUCUCAGGAGCAACCGUGGUCCUUCCAGCCGCUCUUCACCCCAAUAGAUCUACGGCACCACAGCCCCAGCACAGAGGAUGAGGCUCUGAAAUCUACACCCAUCUCGCCCAGCCCGGGCAGAGCACCGUCAUCGCUGCCUUAUGAGGCUCUCUUUGACCUGGCUCUCCCUCGUACCGCUUCCCUGUUUAUGAGCCGUAGGAGCUCAGAGGCGCUGGAGAGAGCUGCGAUGCAAGGCACGGUGGGAGAGGUGGAUGAAGGCCAUGGAGUAACGUCAGCAUCUCCUCUAGAGGUGCUUGAUCGUCUGGUGCAGCAAGGCAGUGAUGCUCAUGACAGGGUACUGAAGAGGUUGCCCCUGCCAAGCAAGUCAGCUGACUGGACUCACUUCGGAGGUAAACAACAUAAUGGCUCAGCACCUCUGGAUGAACUGCAGACAUUGCGUAGUCAACUGCUGUUGCUGCAUAACCAGCUGCUGUAUGAGCGUUAUAAGCGUGAGCAGCACGCUGUGCGAAACCGCCGCCUGCUGCGCAGAAUCAUUAACGCCACCGCAUUGGAGGAACAGAAUAACGCAAUGAAGGACCAGCUGAACCUUCAGUGUGUAGAUAUCAUGUCUCUGCGUGAGAGCCUACACAUGGAACAGCAGCGCUACAGGCAGCUAAGGGACGAAAGGGAGACUACGGUCGCGUGCCUGCACAGUCAGAUCCGCCAACUUCAACACGAUCACGAUGACUACUACACCAAAUACCAGGAGUUACAGAGCGAGAUGCAAGAGUGCCAGAAGAGGAUGGGUGAGAUGGAGGCUGAGCUUCAGAAGGCGAAUAACAAGGUGUGCCAUACAGGGCACCAGCUGAAUCAGCUCACCGCCAAGUUGUCCUCGAGUGAGAGCACACAGCAGCAGUUGAGCUUCAUGAGCAGACAGUUGCUGCUGUUGGGGGAAGCCCAUAAACUGUGUGUGCAAGAGCAACAACAAGCAGGCCCAGACCUCAGCAAGGAAGUGCAGAUGGUGCAGGUGUCCUCGACGAAGGAGGUGGAGCGGCUGAAGCAGAACCUGACGCUGCAGGGUCAGAAGCUGGAUGCCGCACAACAUCGAGUAGCUGAGCUGGAGACGCAACUGUCCAAGAAAGAGCAUCUCAUCGCAGAGCAGAAGAAGUUCCUGGAGGAUGUCAAGGGACAGGCUAAGGAGGAGUUAAAGGCUUCUGAAAGUAGGUACCAAGCUCAGAGGCGUGUGACUCAGGCCUUGCAGAUGGAGCUGUUGCAGCUCUACAGCAGGCUGGAGAUGGAGGCUCCUGCUACCACCGCUGUAGCUUCAUCAGCAGGGGAUGCAACAGAGCGCUGCUGUCUCACGCAUGCCAGUGUGGCGGUGGCAUCAGGUGGACCAAUGAAAACAGUCUCUAAAGAACGCGGCAAGUCAUCACCACACAGGAACGGCUUCUCGCCAGGUCAAGCCAAAGCCGGCGUCCCCGACCCCAAGUCUAAACCCUUAAACGGCAGCCGCGCCACACCCCCACCAAUGCUGGUAGAACCGCCCCCUGCUUGCCCUGCGGUGCCCACCUCCACCCCUUCCCUCACCGUUGGCUCCUAUCCCAGUGCCAAGAGCUUCCUGGGCAUGCGAGCAAGGGAACUUUUCCGCAACAAGAGCGAGAGCCAGUGCGAUGAAGAUUACGCUCCUCGUCCACAGCUCACCGGGCUAUCACAAGGCCUGAAGACUGAUCUCUGUCUGGAGCCUUCACUAAAAACUGCAGUAAAGAUAGGUCCCACCUCCUCCAUACACGGACACGCCUCCAGCUUGGUUGCUAAAGAGCCUGACAUCUUACAGAGAGCACCAAGACGGGAAGCAGGAUGGCCGAGACAACCACAGCUACAUAUCAUGGACUAUAACGAAACUCAUCAGGAGCACAGCUAGAGAGAGAUAAGCAAGUCGCUAGUAGAUGAAAGAAGCUACAAGCUGACAUGAGAUUACACAGUCCUCUUUUUAUUUCAGUGUUCAUCCCGUUCUUUCAAGCGGACAACAGGAUUUUGGAAUUUUCAGCUUGUCUUUCUUGUCUUGUCUCCAAACCGGAUCGGGACCCAAACUCAAGUGUCUUCCUGUUUCGAGAAAAAACCUGUCUUUUUAUUUUCUCCCUCGUUAUAUUACCUUGCCUAAAAUUAGCAGCAUCAUCGAGUGCCAGUUGUUUGUGCAGUGUGGUGCGGUGUGAUAUGAGGGUAACGAGUGCCUCCACCUGGGACGGUGUGGAGAGAAAACGAUUGGUUACCAGGACCAACAGAGUGUUCUUGACCUUUUAAAGAACUUCCCCCGAAACCAGCUGAUUUUCACACAAGUGUAAAAGAAGGACAGAACUACAUUUUAUUUUUUUUUUAUAUUUACCAGAGUUUUAAAAUUAUUUAUUUUUUCCUCCAUGAUGUCCCACCAUUUGCAGAUUGUCUUCUGAUAAUCGAGAAGUACCAACAUCCACGAAAAACAAGAAACAAAGCCUGCAACUUUUAAUAAGAAAAGCAAUGCCAGUUCAGCCAAGACAACCUCUCUCUCUCUCUCUCUCUCUCUCUCUCUCUCUCUCUCUCUCUCUCUCGUUAAAUCUUUAGUUUUCUUUUCCACUGUGUGCGCUCACUACACAGGACACACUCCAUGCACAAAAGGAAGCUAUUUGAGAUUCUGCCCUUAAAAAUAUGACUCCUUGCAUCGUCUGUAAACGUUUGCGCUUUAAAAAAAUCUUUUUUAAUGAGAUUAAAGUUUUGGCACCCGUUGAUUUUUCUGGGUUGCCCUUUGCCAUUAGGACAAACUUGGCUGUAUCUCAUGCUCAGUUUUGAGGAAGACAAUUGACAAUGCAACACAUUUUAUUAACAGCAAAGUAUUUUAAUUAUUAUUUUAUUUUUUGUCUUAAACGGUACCCGGCACUAGUCAUCCGAGUCAGCAGAAUAGUAAACUCCUCGUACUCUCACGUUAUAUCGUGUGCACUAAAAAAAAACAUACAUACUUAGUAAAUAAAUCUAGUCUAGGAUUUGGUCCAUCUUGUGGAAAACCAUAACACUCCAGUAGCAUUACGGUUCAGUUAGGUCUCAUAUUUUAUUGCAGUUUUCAAAGUUAAAAUUCCGGUGGCAAAAAUAUCAGCUCACUCGUAAAUAGUUUUCAAAAUGCACACAAUUUCUAUUACAUUAUUGAGAGUUGCUAAGAAGGUGCCAGGAAAAACUAGUGCCAUAAAAAAUUGGAGUCUGAUUUUGAAGGUUCACAAAAAUCUGAAGAAAAGAAAAAAAAUCUGAAUAUUCAGAAAAAAAAGAAUAAAAAAAAAGCCAAAUGUAAUUUAUCCCAGGAUAAAUAUAAUGUAUCAGAAAUCGUUCUCUCAGAUUUCAAAUCAUUUUAGCCAAAGCAAAUCCGCGCAAAUAUGAAAGAUGCUUUACUCCGUACUGCUCCAUUUUUAGGUUUCCUGUAGUUUUGUCUCAACAAAUUCCUAUUUUCAGCCAUUUAUUACUCCAUGCCGGUAUUUUAUUGCACUACAAAAUGUAUUUAUUUAUUUUUUUCCUUUUUAAAUUCAGACUGAAGACGGUCUCGAUUAGCCACGUGCCAAGUAAGGAAUAAAACAGGUUUAUGAUGUUGGAAAAAUAAUCCCAACCUUUUUUAUUCCUUUUAUACCACAUUUGCCAACAAUCGAGUUUUUUUCCCCAAAGUCCACAGAACAAAUUAGUUCCUAUUCUCACUUACCUUAUAGCAUCUGAAAAGUCAUGAUAUAAUAAGCAGCACAGCAGAUCCUCAGUCCUGAAGACUUUACUGUGAUGGAAACUGAUACUGAUACUGGAGACUCCUUUCAUCUACUUAUUUCCAUCAUUUUUUGUUUUGUUUUGUUUUUGUUUACUUGGUUUCUGUCUUUUCUUAAAAAAAAUAUUUUUUAAAAUUAUUUAAUUAUUUCUUGCCUCUUUUUAACCUCCUUUCACAUUUAUACCUUCUUUCUUUCUUUCCGACAUGCUUCGUUUCCCCCCCCCCCAUUAUUUCAUUCUCUUUUUAUUUUUUUCUUGCUUUUGCUUCUUUGCUUUUUUCUUUCUUUAAAAAUCAUUCUCUUGUCAGAGGUUUUUCUUUUAUUGUUUUUUUUCUCCUUGCUUCUUGCCUACAAAUUAUUCCAUUCUUUCUUGCUUUCAGUCUCUUCUCUUUUCUUCUCUUCACAAUCAUUCACAAUCAAAGCUUUUCUUUUUUUAAUUUUUUUUCUUUCUCAUUUUUUCCUUAAAGUCCAAUUCUCUUAAUCUUUUCUUGCUUUUUUUGCUUUCGUGUAAUACUGUUCUCUGUUAAUGAACACUAUUCAGUUUAUUCUUCAUCUUGGAUUGUGUGGAUUGUUUCAGGUAAACCAGUUGGAACUUCAGCCAGAUUUGCUGUUACAUCAAAUUAUUCAAAACCCUUUUCCACCAAAUCUUAUUUGAGAAUUCAUUCUGAGUUGUGUUAUAAUUAUAAACUAUUUGAAUCACUGUGUAUCUGAUCAGGAUUAAAGCCUGAGUAAGUGAUGUGGCCUUCAGUGUUGCCCAGAAAUGCUGGAACACGGGGGCAUUGAUGAUAUUUUAAGGUAUCCAAGAAAAGUGUUUUGUGUUGAUUAUCAGGACAUUAUCAGGACUUUCAAUUUCUCUCUCAUCCAGUAUGAAUGAAUCGAGAGUCUUUUCUGUUUCUCUAUUCGAAGUUUGCUAAAUCAAUAAUGGCUACAGCACAGUCACGAAGGCACGGGACAGCACACGGACGUGCUCGAACACCGGGCACCGAGUCACAUCUGUAAGUGCUGCUAUUUGCUGUAGUAAUGACAUGAUGGUGGACUUCGUGCCUCUGUUUGAACUGCAGAAAUCCUGUUGUCCUCUUGACAUCUGCUGUCAUCCCUUCUGCCUUGCUAUCUAUAGCAUGUACAACUUUAAUGCCAACAGGAAGUGACACGGUGUGAUGAACGGUACAAUCAGUGAGCUGAACAAAAGCAGGCCAAUUGGACCUCCAGUGAUGGGGGAGGAAGUUUAUAAAGCAUUUGCUUGUGUUGACUGUGAAAGAUGGAAAUAAAAUCGUCAUGUUUUGCACUA
Tachysurus fulvidraco (yellow catfish) is the source of this 7433-nucleotide messenger RNA. RefSeq names its product TSC complex subunit 1b (gene tsc1b). The transcript has 22 exons. Lineage: Eukaryota; Metazoa; Chordata; Actinopteri; Siluriformes; Bagridae. The record is from RefSeq and is a predicted model, not a curated record. Gene Ontology annotation, biological process: negative regulation of cell population proliferation; regulation of cell cycle; negative regulation of TOR signaling. Gene Ontology annotation, cellular component: TSC1-TSC2 complex. The coding region runs from base 679 to 4302 and encodes 1207 amino acids.